CGGCGCCGCAACAACACGGGGCCGAGGGAGGUUUCACAAGCGCCCGAGAACAUCACUGAGUUCUGCUAAGAGGAAGGCUCGGUCGAGGGCUUAAAAAUUGUCUUGGUAAGCCAGUAUCCACGUAGGAACUACAAGAACCGUCCAUGAUCAUCCACAGUUAGGUAAUUAAGAAAAUGGAAGGGUCAGCUGCAGUGACUCAGAUGGGGUCAGAGGAUGCAGAAGGUAAAGGUUUCUCCGCCCAUUCAAUAUUUAGCACAUAUCGGCCGCCUCUCUUCAGAAGGCCACCAAAGAAGCUGAGUCUCUUACAGCUACAGAGAAAGAGAGAAAUCCAGGAUGUAACCUGGCAGAGUUUUACAAGACAAAACCAAAUGACAAAGUCUUUGGUAUAUCGACUAGGUAUUACAAAGCAAUUAGAAGGCCAUAGAGGCUGUGUUAACUGCAUUGAAUUUAAUACAGAAGGAAGCUUACUGCUGUCGGGGUCAGAUGACUAUGAUGUCAUUCUUUGGGAUGUGUACAGUCAAAAACGCAUAAAGACAUUACCAACUGGUCAUAGAGGCAACAUAUUUUCUGUAAAGUUCCUACCUCAGACUGGAGACAGAGUAGUCAUAUCAGGUGCGGGAGAUGGCCGUAUAGAAGUAAGGGAAGUGGAGACAGGAGAUGUUACGCAACUUUGUACCUGCCACUGUGAAAGAGUCAAGAGGAUUGCUACUGUACCUACACUUCCAAAUGCAUUUUUCUCAGCUUCUGAAGAUGGCACUGUUAUGUUAUAUGACAUGCGGUCGCCACAUACUUGUGGUUCUUCUCAAACAAACAAUGUUCUAAUCAACUUGAGGCGCCAUGCAGGAAGAACAGCUGAAUGCAAGUGCAUUACUGUUAAUCCUUCCCGACCAGAGCUGCUUGCUGUAGGGGCCAGUGACCCAUAUGUUAGAAUAUAUGAUAGAAGAAUGAUUAAACUAACCAAUUUACAGAACCCUCCAGGUGGAAUGUCAAGGAGUCAAUGGGAGAGAAGUAACUAUGCGACCAGUCAGCUCGACUCUUCUGCAGACAAUCUUCCCCCCGGCUGUGUACAAUAUCUAGUUCCAGGUCACCUUCCUGAUAAGCUGAAGGAAUACUAUAGACGUUACCGGUCGUUGGCAACUACCUACUUGACAUAUAGUAGUGAUGGCACUCACCUGUUAGCUAAUUUAGGUGGUGAACAUAUAUACCUCUUCAACACAGCAAAUCCUCGUCAACCUAGGCAAUAUUCAAUAUCAAAUGUUGUAAAACAUUCUAAAGAAUCUGAUGGCCCAUCAAAUGGAGUAUGCAAGUCAAUUGCUUCUAAUACAAAUGGUAUAUCCUGUCAUCUUACCGGAGGAGGGGAACGAAUAGGGUAUCAUGCACAAGCCCAGCCUUUACCUCCACAAGCAGAAAUACUUAAAGCUAGAGCUAACCAGGCCUUUGCUGCAGAGAAAUACAUCACUGCACUGCACCUGUACAACCAAGCUGCACAGAUAUGCCCAAACUCUGCUGUUCUGUAUAGUAAUAGAGCUGCUGCUUUGAUGAAGCGAAAGUGGGAAGGUGAUAUAUAUGCUGCACUGAAAGACUGUUUCACGGCAUUGGAGAUUGAUCCUCACCAUGUAAAGGCGCACUUUAGAUUGGCGCGAUGUUUGCAUCAACUUGGCCGUGAGCAAGAAGCACAACUUUGCCUGGAGGAGUUUAGAAGACAACAUCCAGAUCACAGUUCAUCACCUGCCUGCUCUGCACUAGCUCAUGAUAUUACCAGCUCCAUUUUACAAUUGCAGAAUGGAAUUUCUUCAGAUAAUAGCAGUGAGGGAGAUAUGGAUGAAGAAGGACUCCUGGGUGUAUUGCCAACACCUAGUACGCAGGAACAGGAAUGGCGGGUAAGAGCCACAGACUAUCAUAAGUCGUACUGUGGCCACUGCAACACCACCACUGAUAUUAAAGAAGCUGCUUUUCUUGGAAAGGAUGGUGAAUUCAUAGCAGCAGGGUCAGAUGAUGGAAAUUUGUUUAUUUGGGAUCGUGAAACCACCAACCUCAUUCGUGUUAUUCCGGGAGAUGAAUCCAUUGUUAAUUGUGUCCAGCCCCAUCCGCACACCUGUUUAUUAGCCACAAGUGGAAUUGAGUCGGUUGUGAAACUUUGGGCUCCUCUUCCACAGGUGGAUAAUGAAGAUCUUCAAAGUAUGGACUUUGAGAAAAUGGAAAAAACAGCCCAAGCCAACCAGCAACGCAUGAGUGCUGAUCCCUUGGAGAUGAUGCUGAUGCAUAUGGGCAACAUGGCCCAUGUGUUUGGAGGAGGCGGUGGGGGUGAGGGGAGAGGUGGAGGAGGAGGAGGGCCAGGUGGCGAUAAUCCCUCGCGGGACCCUUCUCCUGGGGGCCAGAAUGAUCGCAACUUGGCAGACGUCCAAUGUCGUACUAGCUGAGCCCAGCCAGAUAAGUGUUCACACUUGCCUGGCAACCUUAUUGAAAUGAGACUGUGAUGGAUGCUCCUUGUCGUUGGUCUGAAUUCUGAAAAAACCCUGAAUGGAAAUUCUUAGGAUUGUGGUCCCUGCUUUGUCAGUCAUUUUACUUUGUUAUACAGGUGUAGUACCAAAGAAGUCUUUCUCAAAUAGGUAUUUCAGAUUCUAGGCCUUUGUUGCAGGAGUCUCUUUAGCUUAGAACUAAUCAAGUGACUUGUGUGGUGGAGGAUAUGAGUAUCACAUGUACUUCAACUACAACUAAGAUCUUUCAUCUUAUUGAUAGACUAGAAAUCAGAUUCUCUUGUUUUAUGCAGUCAGAGAUUUGAAAAACUUCUCUUUUGAUUGUAAGUGGAUUGUUCAAGAACUUUCAGUUAUUUUUUAUUUAUUAUUGUUUUUUUUUUUUAUGAUUUCUGGAUUAUAUAAAGUUGUAUGUUUGGCUGUUCAGCCUUCAGUUAAACAGAAUGUAGAUAAUAGGUUCAUUCAUUCUCAAAACCAGUAUAAGCAGUCUUUACUGGAACUUAUAGUGUCAAAUUAGUAUCUGUGUAUUCUGCAGUGUAAGUAUAAAUGGUUAUUUUGUUAUUUAUUAAGUUACAAGUAGUUUAAACUGAAAAUGCAAGACAAGUUAAACUACGUUUUCAAAUCUUGUGAGCUCAUUCAACCUCUUCCCCUGCCAGGCUUAUAAACGGCUUACAUUUGAGGCUGUUUGAUAUGCUAAAUAUUUAUACUGGUGCUCUGAUGUGCAGUUUAAUUCAUGUACAUAAUCAUUUGUGUGAAAGUUAUAUUUUGUAAAACAACUUUGAUAUAUCUAUAUAUAUAUAAAUAUAUAAAUAUAUAAAAUCUUCGAACAGGGUACAUCAGCAGUUACUAUCAAAUGAGUCAGUACAUGCUAAUGUACUUGUAUAUACAUGUAUAUGUUUAAUGACUGAUUAUGUUCCAAAGAAUUUGGGCAAAACAUUGUAUUAGGUAACAUUAUAUAAUACUUUUGUUCUGCCUUAUUAUUAUGAUUUUCUUUGCUUAAGCCAUACAUUUUAUAUUUGCAUCCUGCAUUUUCUAUACAGAUAUUCCAUUUUUUGUUGUUGAUUAUAAGAUUCAUCCAGAAAAGAUAAUGCUUUUGAAAGCGAUAAAAAAAUAUUCCAUUUCUAGGCAUUGUAAAUAUUGUGUGCUUUAUCUGUUGUUCCUUCUGUAUGUAGCUGAAAUGAACUUGUCUGAGUAUGACAUGGUUUCUCUCAUUCUUUAUUUUCUACCUAUAUUUGAUAUGUUUAUUUUUGUUAUGUGAAAUGCUGUAAAUAAUUUUGAAGUUAUGUCCUACUGUAUAUGAGAUAUAGUGGCUUAUCCUCUUCACAAUUUGCCCAAUUUAUUCUAAGAAGGCAUGUUCAUUAGGGGACAUUCUAUGAAAAUAUUUGUAUUCUCAGAAAAAGAAAGAGAAACUUGUGUAUUUAGUAAGUAAAUAUAUAAAACCUUCAGUCUUUCUGGAAAGAUUUCCUUAGUGGUCAAAAAAUAUAAUUAUUUGUCACUAUUAAUGUGAUUCCUUGGUAUGUUUCUGUGUUUGCUUACAGUACAUGCAUAGCUAUUUUUUACUUUUCCUGUGUUUACCUUAUUACAAGAUUUUGUUGAUAUUAAUAUAUUUUCACUUACUCCCUGCUGUGGUAACGUGGUCUUGUUAACUUACUCCUUUUAUAGAAUUACCCAGUUGAUAAAGGAACUGAGAAAAAGAGAAAAAAUGUGCAGUCAUAGCAUUCAUUAACACUAGUUAUACCCACUAAAUGGUCUCAUGCUGCCUACCUUCCUCAUAUGCUCUUGUAUAAUCAGUGAACGUUUGAUUAAGAAACUUUGUGUAUCAUGGAGGAAAAUUAUCAAGUUUUUGCUUUUAACCCUUUGUUUGUGGGUGGCAUCUACUAUGAUGCCAUGGUGCCAUAGUGCCGAUGCCACUGGUGGCAUCCCUACUGCUGCAGCCCAUACGGAUGUAACUGUUUGGCAGACAGCACGUCCCCGAAAAAGCCAACACACAUUGGGUUAAACAGUUACGUUCAACAUUUUUCUUUUGAUUUUUCAGAUGUAAUUUUGGCCCUUUCAGGCAUACUCCCACCUUUGAUUUUAAGUGAAGUGGGGUACAGAUAAUGACAGUUUUCUCAAUAUAUAAGAUAUAUUUAUUCUUGAUAUUUACAUUUCAAGGACCCAUGAUAAUGUUAAGAGAAUACAUACUACUAUGAAUUUGUCAUUAUAAGAGCAUGUAUUUAUUCUCGUGUGUCAGCAUGAUAGACUAGGCCCAUACAUAAAGUAUUGUUCAUGGAAUACUCUCCAUAAUGAAAAUGUGAUGUAUAAUUGGUACUAAAUACCUACUGUAUACAUGUAAUAUUUCAUGAUAGUCAAAAAAAAAAUACAGGAAUGUGAAUAUUAAUUAGACUCAAGCCAUAACUUUAUUCAGUAUUGAUAUUGCUAUUAUCAUUAAUAUUCCUCCAGUUUAGAAUUCAAAGGUAUUAUGUAUUAAACAUUAAAAUGCUAAAAAAUUGG
Penaeus chinensis is the source of this 4967-nucleotide messenger RNA. It is a transcript of the gene adp, whose product is annotated as WD and tetratricopeptide repeats protein 1-like. The transcript is spliced from 14 exons. Gene Ontology annotation, molecular function: protein binding. Gene Ontology annotation, biological process: negative regulation of fatty acid biosynthetic process. The coding region runs from base 174 to 2420 and encodes 748 amino acids. Gene Ontology annotation, cellular component: cytoplasm; Cul4-RING E3 ubiquitin ligase complex. The record is from RefSeq and is a predicted model, not a curated record. Lineage: Eukaryota; Metazoa; Arthropoda; Malacostraca; Decapoda; Penaeidae.